AUGUACAGAAAAGAUAAAAGAACUGGGACCCACCCGGUCAAGGCAUCUUAUCGAGCAGUCAAAGACUUUCCCAAAUCCCGACUUCCCUCACCGGAGUCGCAGCAGGCAUUAGCCCUAGUUUUCUCGGUGCGUUGGCAGCAAAUGAAGCCAAAGUCUCAUUGCUUGAUCGUGUUCUCCGACCAGCACGUCCAAGCCUUGUCUUGCCCGUUGGUUGUUGGUCACCUCCACUCCAACAAAGCUCUGUUCUGUAAACUCUCCAAACGAUCACAAGUCAAACUAGUCUUCAACUUCAAAUCAAAAUAUUGCAGAUUUUGGAGUGAAAACUUCCCACCUCUUAGAUCUUUUCCUUUAUUCGCGAACCAGGGCAUUUAUCUUCACCGUUUCAAAAAAAAAUUGACGGUGUCCACUAGGUCUCGCGUGAAGAUGAUUCAAGAUCGGGAUGAGGAGGAGAACACCCAUUUGCAGAAUCAUCACCAAGUGAGGAAUCCACAUCACGGUUUGGAAGAAAGGAUGAAAGCUUUGACCCGGUUGUACGAAUGGCAGAAACAAUCAUCAAUUAAUUUCAUAAAUUCCUCUCCUAAACCAGACGCAAAUCUAUCCAAGUGUGGAUCUUUUGGCCAGAGCUAA
Messenger RNA from Lactuca virosa, 627 nucleotides. NCBI's taxonomy places the organism in Eukaryota, Viridiplantae, Streptophyta, Magnoliopsida, Asterales, Asteraceae. The record is from the annotation of a GenBank genome assembly.